AUGGCCCAAGUAAACGGGGAUACCGCUCCCCAGCCCGCCACCUCAUUAUUUGUUGAGCAUCUCCUCACCUACCCGGUUGUCAAGGACGGAGUUACUGUCUUCCAGAACAACCAGUUGGGCCGGAAAUCAAUUCAAAUUAGCGAUACCGCUUACAGGAACCUUGCCGGACCUGUCCUCCCCUACCUCCACAAACCCUACGGAUAUGUUUGGCCUUAUCUCGAAAAGGCCGAUCAUCUCGGGGACCAGACUCUGUCCAAGGUCGAUUUGCGAUUUCCCGCCAUUAAAAAGCCGACAGAUGAACUCUACGCGGAUGCUAAGAGCCUGGUGCUACUUCCUUACAGCAAGGGCAUGGAGGGCAAGGAUCAUGUUUUGGGAAUAUACUCGGCGGAGUGCAAGAAAGUUGGUGGGGAGAGCUUGGUGGCGUACAGCAAGGCGCUUGUGAGCACGGUUUUCACUAUCAGUGGGGAGACAAUCCACUGGGUUGGCAACCUCCUUGGGGCCAAACGAGAGGAAAUCAAGGAUUUUAUAAACGAGAAGGCCAACAACUAG
Parascedosporium putredinis is the source of this 549-nucleotide messenger RNA. NCBI's taxonomy places the organism in Eukaryota, Fungi, Ascomycota, Sordariomycetes, Microascales, Microascaceae. The record is from the annotation of a GenBank genome assembly.